AUGGCGUACAGCCACCGAAUGAGCCAGCAAUUCCAUGGCUCUCAGCAACACCAUAAUAGAGGUCGCAAGAAGGAAGAUGAGAAUGAUGCUCUGAUGCGUCUGCCCGACAAAGAAAUCGCAGGAUGCAUCAACGAUAUCGGCAUCCCUUUCACCGCCGCCGACUUGAUCAAGCCAAACCCGCAGCAGAUCCAGAUGGUCUUCGAAUGGUUUGCGGAACUCCUUAUGAAUAUGACACGCGAAACAGUAGAGCCGGCGAUGCGCGCAGCAGCGGACGAUAUCUGCGGUGACUACCCCGACAUUGUUCCCACGGACACGCGCAAUCUUAUGGGGUUCUUUACCAGUCUACGGCGGUUGAUGAUGGAGUGCGGUGUCAACGAUUUCACAUUUACGGAUCUCACGAAACCUACACAUGAUCGACUCGUCAAGAUAUUCUCGUACCUCAUCAACUUCGUCAGAUUCCGCGAAUCUCAAACUCCCGUCAUUGAUGAGCAUUUCAACAAGGCGGAGAAGACGAAAUCGCGCAUCGAUACCCUGUUUGCGGAGAAUCAGGAGAUGGAACAACGUCUCGAGGAGAUGCGCCGGACUCUGAAGGCCAACGAAGCACAGGUCAAAGAGAAGGUCAGACGGAACGAUGAGUUGAAGGCGCGGCUGCUCGAACUGAGACGAAAUCAGGAGCGAGUGGCCGAGACACUGGAACGAGCCAAGGCGGAUAAGGCGAGACGGCAAGCCCAGCUCGAGGAGAAAACGGAAAGGGUCGUCCGUACGCGGCAAGAAGUCGAAAAGCUGCGUCCCUAUGUAAUGGAGAGUCCGAUCUCUCUCCAAUCCUCUCUGACUGAACUCUCGGAGAAUCUUUUACGUGAGAAGGCUCAGAUCGAUGCGAUGGAGAAACGAGCGAGAGCUUUGCAAACGUCAUCAGAUACGUUUACUGUUGUUAGCAAUGAUGUGCAAGCCUGUGUGCGACUUCUUGAAGACAUAGCUGUCGAGUUGCAAAAGGAAGAGGACGAGGAAUCAAGGGCCUCCAGGAACAGAGAAGCAAUUUCCGAGCGAGGAAACAACGUUAGGGAGGUGGAGCAGACCGAGAAGCUGCUGCAGCGGCAGCUGGCACGGUGGCACGAGCGGAUUGAAGCUCUGCGAAAGAAUGCCCAAGAGAAGGCAGAGACAGCACAGGGGCGUAUGGAGGAACUUCGGGAGGUUCAAAAACAGCUCCGUGAGGAGCGUGCUGAGAAGCAGCGCGAUAUGGAGAGGAGGAGAAUUAGGAUCGAACAAACUGAGAAGAAGAUGGCCGACCUCAAGGAGAACAUUGAGAGCGAGAUCCAAAGUGCUCACGAUGAGUACCUGAAGUUGGAGUCGCACAUCAAACUUUACAUCACUGACAUGGAGAAAUGCCUAUAG
Aspergillus ibericus CBS 121593 is the source of this 1392-nucleotide messenger RNA. It is a transcript of the gene nuf2, whose product is annotated as kinetochore-associated Ndc80 complex subunit NUF2. Lineage: Eukaryota; Fungi; Ascomycota; Eurotiomycetes; Eurotiales; Aspergillaceae. The transcript is spliced from 4 exons. The record is from RefSeq and is a predicted model, not a curated record. Gene Ontology annotation, molecular function: protein-containing complex binding. Gene Ontology annotation, biological process: meiotic chromosome segregation; kinetochore organization; attachment of mitotic spindle microtubules to kinetochore. Bases 1 to 1392 code for a protein of 463 amino acids. Gene Ontology annotation, cellular component: kinetochore; Ndc80 complex.